AAACGAAAGGGUGUGCAAAACCAGUGAGCUCUGAGCUGAUCGGGAAUCGUACAAACUCUGCACAGACUGAAAAUUUUCCAGUCUGCGCAUGCGCAAAAUGGGGAAGUUUCGAAAUCUGCAUGACUUGGAGGUUGGCGGCUUGUGCGUUGUGACGUUGCGUAGCUUGGGAAGACCAAUGCAAAGCACAGUGUUUGCUUUGUCACUGAGUUUGUGAGCAAGGAGAAACAAUCGUAGAGACAGCUUUGUUUUGGACCUUCGAGUAUUCACUGGAUUCGGCUUACUGGAGUUCCUGAGCCCUUUGUGGCAUGGCUUCAACCUGGGGAGAUGGCCCUAACCGGCAACAUCUUUCGGCCCAGGCAAUGGACGAGAAGCGCAAGGAGAACGUGGCUUAUCAGUACCUUUGCCAUUUGGAGGAGGCUCGUAUGUGGAUAUCCCGUUGCCUCGGUGAAGAAUUGCCUGCCGCUAUUGAGCUUGAGGCAGCCCUGACGAACGGAGUCAUUCUCGCCAAGCUCACUCACUUCUUCGCUCCAGAUGUCGUGAAGAAGAGCAAGAUCUAUGAUCCAGAUCUGGAAAGGUUCAACGCCACGGGUUUGCACUUCAAACACACGGACAACAUCAACUACUGGUUGACCGGCAUCAAGAAGGUCGGCUUGCCCGCCGUCUUCUACCCGACAACAACAGAUAUUUACGACCGCAAGAACAUCCCCAAGACGAUCUACUGCCUGCACGCACUUAGCGUGUACCUGCAUCGCUUGGGCAAAGCUCCUCUCAUCCAGGAUUUGGUCGGAGAGGUGGACUUCUCCCAGGAGGACAUCAACAACAUGCAGCGGGAGCUGGACGAGCAAGGCAUUCAGAUGCCCGCCUUCGGCAAGAUUGCAUCUCACUGCGAUCAGUAUGUCGAGAAGAUCCUCGAAAGCAUUGAGUCCGCUGUCGCUUCGAAUGACCAAGGCAAGCUGAUGGUGUCCCUUAACGAUCCCAUCUUUUCGCUUGCUGAAGUUAAGCAAGAACACGCGGCAUGCUACAUGUCAUCUCUGAAGAAAGUCGAGCCCCCUUUCACAGUUGAAGCUAUCGUGCAAGCAAUUGCGGAAGGCAACAUGUCUGAGGACGAGGCUCAACACAUGCAAGAGGUAUUCAGCAACCUUGCAACCGCUUUGGCUUCUGGAGACGGCGCUGCGCUGCUGGAGCUAAUGAAGGACAAGGCUUUUGAGUCUGCCAAUGUCAUCGAGGAGAACGUCGACUUCUACCUGAAGACACUUGCAGGCAACGAUGCUGCCUCUCUGACAGUGGACCUCGUUGUCGGCGGUGUCCGUGAUGGUAACCAUUCCGCUAAGGAAUUCAAGCGCAUGCAAGCUAUGCUUGCAGACGUAACGGAUGCCCUCGCGAGUGGAGACGAGGAGAAGCUCAUCGCAGCACUGAAGGACUCAGCGUUCGCUGCUGCUGAUGUGCAGGGCGAGAAUGCCAGUUACUACAUCACUGCACUGAAGACCGCCGAGUCACCACUGACUGUCAGUUCUAUUGUAGCUUCUGUUGCCGACGGUAAUCAAACCGCUGCCGCCUACAGGCACCUGCAAGCUGUGCUUGGAGAUGUUACGGAUGCCAUCGCAAGUGGAGACGAGGAGAAGCUUAUGGCAGCACUGAAGGACUCAGCGUUCGCUGCUGCUGAUGUGCAAGGCGAGAAUGCCAGUUACUACAUCACUGCACUGAAGACCGCCGAGUCACCACUGACUGUCAGUUCUAUUGUAGCUGCUGUUGCCGACGGUAAUCAAACCGCUGCCACCUACAGGCACCUGCAAGCUGUGCUUGGAGAUGUUACGGAUGCCAUCGCAAGUGGAGACAAGGCCAAGCUUAUGGCAGCACUGAAGGACUCAUUGUUUGCCGAUGCUGACGUGCAGGACAAUAACGGCAGUUACUAUGUAAAGGCACUGAGUACCGUUGAGGCACCGCUCACUGUCAGUUCUAUCGUAGCUGCUGUGGCCGAGGGAAAUGGCACAGCCGAUGUCUACAGGCACUUGCAAGCUAUGCUUGGUGGUGUGACGGAGGCCAUCGAAAGUGGAGACGAGGAGAAACUGAUCACCACGUUGAAGGACUCCGUGUUUGCCGAUGCCACUGUGCAGGACAAUAACGCCAGUUACUACAUCACUGCACUGAAGACAGUCGAGGCGCCGCUUACUGUCGAUGCUAUCGUAGCUGCUGUGGCCGAGGGCAAUGGCUCUGGUGAUGUCUCCAGGCAUUUGCAAGCUAUGCUUGGUGGUGUGACGGAGGCCAUCGAAAGUGGAGACGAGGAGAAACUGAUCACCACAUUGAAGGACUCGGUGUUUGCCGCUGCUACUGUGCAGGACAAUAACGCCAGUUACUACAUCACUGCACUGAAGACCGUCGAGGCGCCGCUCACUGUCAGUUCUAUCGUAGCCGCCGUGGCCGAUGGUAAUCAAACCGCUGCCACCUACAGGCACUUACAAGCUAUGCUUGGAGAUGUAACAGAGGCCACCGAAAGCGGAAACGAGGAGAAGCUCGUCACAACACUGAAGGACUCAGUGUUUUCCGCUGCUGAUGUGCUGGGCGAAAACGCCAGCUACUACAUCAAGACACUGAAGACCGUGGAGUCCCCGCUGACCGUCAGUUCUAUUGUAGCUGCUGUCGCCGAUGGCAACCGCUCUGCCGGUGUCUACAACCACUUGCAAGACAUGCUGUCCGCUGUUGCCGCAGCCAUUGCUGGCCUUGACGGUCAGAAGCUGCUUGAGCUCCUGAAGGACUCUGUCUUCUCUGCCGCCAACGUCAUACCAGAGAAUGUCCGCUUCUACGUGAAGAACCUGAAGAAGGCACCUGCUGGUUCUCUGACCGUGAACUCCAUUGAGGAAGCUGUCAAGGACGGUAACCUUGAGGCCGAGGCAAUCAAGGUCGUCAUCGCUGCCGUGAACGCCAAGGACAAGGACCAGCUGCUCGAAGCCCUGAAGCACCCCUUGUUCAAGGACAUUAGCGUCCGCGAGGACAACGUCGACUUCUUCCUCGCCGCCUUGGAGAAGACUGGAGAGGACCUGACCAUCGAUGACUUGCGUGCAGCUGCCCAGCUGGACAACAUCGCCGCCAACAUGAGCUCUGGAAAGGGCUCCACCGCUCAGAUCAGCUCUCUGCAGAAGUUCCUCCAUCUGCUCGAGGCCAACGAGAGGGAUUACGAGGAAGAGAAAGAAAUCCAAAUGCUCAAGCAGGCCGUUGUUAGUACCAUUCGUCAACAGCAGGAACUCGAGGAGAACUUGAACAUCAUGGACAUCAAGAUUGGCCUGCUGGUCAAGAACCGUUUGGACCUGGACGACGUCGUCCACCAGCAGUCCAAGCUGAAGAAGAAGGGAGCGCUCGGCGGCCCCUCCAAGGGUCUCAAGUCGCUCAGUAAGGAGAGCCGCGCCAAGCUGGAGGGCUACCAGCACCUGUUCUACUCCCUGCAGACCAACCCCAACUACCUUGCUCGCCUGAUUUUCCAGAUGCCCGGUGGCCGCACGACGCGUUUCAUUGAGAACGUCAUCUUCACGUUGUUCAAUUACGCCAGCAACCAGCGUGAGGAGUUUCUGCUCAUGAACCUCUUCACCAGUGCUUUGGAGUUGGAACUCAAGACAAUGGACAACAUCGAGGAUAUCACCAAGGGUAACGCUACUGUUAUCAAGAUGGUGAUCACCUUCAAUCGUGGUGCCCGCGGUGUCAGCUCCCUUAAGGAGCUUAUUCUGCCGCUGGUCGAGCGAAUCAUCAACGACAAUGAUCUGAGAAUCAACGUUAACCCCGUCGACAUCUACAAGUCCUGGAUCAACCAGAAGGAGUCUGAGACUGGAGAGUCUUGUGGUAUGCCAUACGAAGUCUCCACUGAGCAGGCCCUGUCACACCCUGAGGUGCAAGAGCGCAUCAUGAAGACAGUCGGCGUACUGCGUGGCAUCACCGAAGGAUUCGUCACCAAUCUGACGGAGAGCGUCACCAAGAUCCCCUAUGGUAUCCGCUACUUUUCCAUGCGCAUGCGACAGGCGCUCAGCGAGCAGUUCCCCGGUACCAGCAAGGAAGACAUUCUCAAGAUCGUCGGCAACUUGCUGUACUACCGUUUCAUGAACCCCGCUGUGGUGGCUCCCGAUGCUUUCGACAUUGUGGAGCUCAGUCUCGACAAGGGUUUGACGGUGGAGCAGCGACGAAACUUGGGUUCCAUUGCCAAGGUGUUGCACCACGCCUCCGCGAACAAACUGUUCGAUGGAGAGAACUCAGCCCUGGCACCGCUCAAUGCUGUCAUCGAGCAGGCCCAUCAGAAAUUCCUGACAUUCUUCCAGAAGGCAUCAACAACUGAAGAUGCUGAGAGCCACUACAACCAGGACAAGUACGCUGAGGUGACCCAACUUGCUAAGCCAGUCGUCUACAUCUCAGUCAAGGAAAUCUGCAAUACUCACAAGCUGCUGCUGGAGCACGAAGACUCGAUCACAGACAACGAGGGUGACACGCUGCAUCGCCUGCUAAAGGACCUUGGCCCUGUGCCCGACAUCCACGAGAUUCUUGGUAAUGCGUAUGCCCACCCUGGUCCCUCGGUACCACAGGAGGUUGUCCAGCAGUGGGAGGAACGUGUAGCGGAAGGCGGCAAGUCUGAAAUCUCGCUGACCCUGAAGAACGCGUUUGACGUGACCGGCCAGGACGACAAGGAGAGCAUCCUGAACAUCUUCUUGCAGACCAAGCGAAUGGCAGCUGGCAUUCUGCAGGCGCAGCCCGGUGAGAAUCUGAAGGCCAUUCUCGACACAAAGCCAACAGAGGAGCAGGAAGCCAAGUACACCAAGAUCCAGGAGGCCAAGCGUCAGUUCGAGCUCAAGCAAGCGACCCAAGAAGCAGACCGCUCCGACAGUUCAACAGACACACGGCCAAAGGCUGAAGCAUCACCACUGCCUGUGUCCAAGGUCCUGGCGCUGAAGGACGUGAAGGAAGGACUGCGCUGCAACUUGGCCAUCCUAGAGAAGGAAGGCCUCUGCAAGGCAGCCGACAACUACCAGGAUAUCCUCAACUCCAUGGCCAAGGAUAUUCGCAACCAGCACAGACAUCGGCAGCAGCGUAAGAAGGAGCUCGAGGGCAUGAAGCACACGCUGGCCGCACUCGAGGAGAAGGGCAAGUACUACGAGGAUCAGAGAGAGUAUUAUCAGCUGUACGUCGAUGCCUGCCUCUCCAAUCUGACCAAGCCCAAGAACAAGAAGAGUGUUGUGCGGAAGACAGUCAAGUACAAUGCUGCCAAGCUGCAUGAGAAGGGUGUCCUACUGGAGAUCGAGGGUCUCAGCUCUGGACAGUUCAAGGGUGUUUCGUUCGAGAUUGAAUCCGGUGACACUGGCAAGUUCAACGUAUACGCCAAGUUCAUGGGCGUUUCCAUGGAGAAAGUUGAGCUUGUGUUUGAGGAACUGCUUCAGCUGCAGUACGAGGGCGUGUCCGUCUUCAAGAUGUACGGCUGCGCCAAGAUCAACGUCAAUCUGCUCGUCUUCCUCAUCAACAAGAAAUUCUACGGCACAUAGGCGUCCGCUGCGCCCAGUAGCCCGCUCCCUUGUCGUCUUCCGUUGCCGUCUGCUGCUUUCUGAAGCACUGUGCUUCAUUCGCAAGUAUUUGUGGUGGUUGACUUCUAGCCGGCCGAUGAUAUUUUGGCAUUGUUUGAUGUCCCGUUGUUGCCACCACUUCUGCUCCACUUAGACUGUACAUGUAGAUCUAUGCUGUUUUUUUUGCUGUAUUAUAUUUAUAUCUGGCGUUUCCUUGAAGAUUGCUUCGAAAAAUACUCACGUCUCUCCGCUGUGUCCUCCUCCUCACUACAUACUUGACGUAUGUGUCUAUGUUUCGUAUUCUUCCCCAACAGAGCUUGCCCUUUUCUCACUGGCAAUAUUUGCAGUGUUGUUUCCCUUGCCUAGUUGCGUGCUUUUCUAGCUAGAUGCCAUGAUGCCUUUUUUGUUUGUUUGUAUUAUUUGCUUGUCCGUUUUUUUCUGCCCAAAUUCCGUUUUUUGCUCUUCGUGCUCAUCGUCUGGCAUGUCGGUGGUCGUGUGGUUGCGUACAAUGCCGUUUGUUUCGUGCUCCCAGCCAUUCUGUGUUUCUUUUGGGCAUUGUUGUCGUUGUCGUUUCCUCCCAUGUUCCUAUCGCUGGCGGUCGUCUCAUCCUCGUUGUUGUCAUAGUUGUAGUAGCUGUUGUAUUUGUUUUAGUUGGUAGUCGGCUGUAUCUACAGUUGGCGCUGUGUAGUUUUUAUCCUGUGACAUACUUUCUCUCUUUCUCCUUCUCGGUCUCUCUCUCUCUCUCUCUUAUUCUCCCUCUGUUGAUCACUCCCGUCCUUCCGGCCCUGCGCCGUGCUUCUCAGCAUUGUCGAUUCUUUUCCUAGUCUGGCUGGAGUAGAUCGGAGAAAAUGGUUACGAACGGAAGAAACGUAAACAGGAACAACCAA
This is a messenger RNA of Sycon ciliatum, 6415 nucleotides long. Its product is annotated as ras GTPase-activating-like protein IQGAP1. Gene Ontology annotation, molecular function: calmodulin binding; GTPase activator activity; actin filament binding. Gene Ontology annotation, biological process: mitotic actomyosin contractile ring assembly actin filament organization; regulation of GTPase activity. Gene Ontology annotation, cellular component: cell cortex. The transcript is spliced from 36 exons. Bases 306 to 5510 code for a protein of 1734 amino acids. The record is from RefSeq and is a predicted model, not a curated record. NCBI's taxonomy places the organism in Eukaryota, Metazoa, Porifera, Calcarea, Leucosolenida, Sycettidae.